Molecule: messenger RNA, 483 nt
Organism: Paracoccidioides brasiliensis Pb18
Exons: 3
Coding region: 1-483 (160 amino acids)
Source: RefSeq, a predicted model, not a curated record
AUGGUCCCAACGACUCCGCCGGCUGGAAGCCAGCUGAUUCCCGUGACAGAACCCAUGGUAAGCGUCGACACAGGACACAGAACUUUUAUGGAUGCCAGACAUUAUCUGAUCAAGCAAGACGACGCACAUAACCCAGCCCGACAAGCGGAACGCCGUUUAGAAAGUCAGAGCAGAGCAGCCGCCAUUGCGGGCUUGGGUAUAGCAAAACACAUGGAUUUCUUCGGAAUGUAUAAGCAAAACAUAUCGUGGAAUUUUGAACCAGCAAAGCUUGCGUCCUCGGAGCAGGUUGCCACAACCUUGUUUAGGACUUCAAGCAAUUUUGACGUAUUUGAUGAGGAUGCAAUUCCUGCAACCAGCCAGGAAACUUUCGCUGAUGCGUCAACUGCCUCGGAAGAGACACGACCAGUAACUAUGCAGCCCCAAGAGAAGUUCCUGUGGAUUCUCGACACUGGCCCCGCUGCUGGUUGGUUCCGAGCGAGCUGA